Molecule: messenger RNA, 527 nt
Organism: Cuscuta campestris
Lineage: Eukaryota; Viridiplantae; Streptophyta; Magnoliopsida; Solanales; Convolvulaceae
Source: the annotation of a GenBank genome assembly
AAUCAUUAAUUAUGAAAAGUAUGAUGAGACAUUGCCUUAAACCGAUCUUUCUUCUUAUAAUUAUGAUGGCUUCUUUAGCUCAAUUCUUGGAGUGCCAUAAGAUUAUAGUAAUCUUGGAAUCCCCUGCUCCUCAGCCAUCUGCAGCUAGUUUCGAUAUGUCUGGUUCAAAACCAGCUGGUCGCCUUCAUCCACAAGAGUGCAUGGGGAAGUGCAGUGAGAGGUGUUCAAAGACGCAGUACAAGAAGGCGUGCAUGUUCUUCUGCCAAAAGUGUUGCGCCAAGUGCCUGUGCGUUCCCCCUGGAACCUAUGGAAACAAGCAGUUCUGCCCUUGCUACAACAAUUGGAAGACCAAAAGGGGAGGCCCCAAGUGUCCUUAACUAACUUUUUUAUUACUCAAAUAUUUAGGGACGGAGAGAGUACUAGUGUAUGUACUUUUGAAAUCUACCUCUCAUAUUUUUCUUCCUUAUUCCGCUUGAUAUAUAUACACUCCGGGGUAACUUUUAAUAAAGUAAAAUGUCUCUCAAUUC